Corythoichthys intestinalis (scribbled pipefish) is the source of this 5815-nucleotide messenger RNA. It is a transcript of the gene otud7a, whose product is annotated as OTU deubiquitinase 7A. The transcript is spliced from 13 exons. The record is from RefSeq and is a predicted model, not a curated record. Gene Ontology annotation, molecular function: zinc ion binding; K63-linked polyubiquitin modification-dependent protein binding; DNA binding. The coding region runs from base 347 to 3211 and encodes 954 amino acids. Gene Ontology annotation, biological process: protein K63-linked deubiquitination; protein K11-linked deubiquitination; protein K48-linked deubiquitination. Gene Ontology annotation, cellular component: cytoplasm; nucleus. NCBI's taxonomy places the organism in Eukaryota, Metazoa, Chordata, Actinopteri, Syngnathiformes, Syngnathidae.
GCGGAGGAACAUGACAUGGGGAUGAGCGAGCGCGAGAGAGAAAGACACAGAGAGGCGGGAGGGAGACGGCCAGCCAGGAAUUAACGGUUCGUCAAGAGGUCUGGACUGAAAACGCUACGAUGGGGAGCAAUGACUGACGGCAGAACGCCACGGUUUUCUGCAGUCCCAGAGUCUUCCUCUCCACCUCGACCUGUGAAGCCAUGGACUAGAGUUGUGUCUGGUCCAAACAGUCCCGCGGUCAUCUGAUCGCGAUGCAUCCUCAACAAAAAUACAGAAAAUGAAAGCGUGAAGGCUGGCGUCCACCAAGGCCUCCGCUGCACCGUGGGCAGCGCACACACAUGAUCACAUGACUCUGGACAUGGACGCGGUCCUGUCAGACUUUGUUCGGUCCACGGGGGCAGAACCGGGUCUGGCAAGAGACCUGCUGGAAGGUAAAAACUGGGACCUUAGUGCUGCUCUGAAUGAUUAUGAAGAGCUCAGACAGGUCCACACUGCCAACCUGCCGCAGGUCUUCAACGAGGGCCGCUACAACAAACAGCCAGAGGCACGUGACACACCAACCCAUGUCAGCAAGAUCGACAGGUCGUGUGCACAAAAGCAGGAGGACAAUGGACAAGAGAAGCGCUUGUCCCGUGGAAUCUCACACGCCAGCUCCGCCAUUGUCUCCCUUGCGCGGCUACAAGUGGCUAACGAGUGUACCAACGAGCAGUUCCCACUUGAAAUGCCCAUCUACACAUUCCAGCUGCCAGACCUCAGCGUGUACAGUGAAGACUUCAGAAGUUUCAUUGAGAGAGACUUGAUAGAGCAGUCCACCAUGAUGGCUCUGGAGCAAGCCGGUCGUCUGAACUGGUGGUCCACCAUGUGCACCAGCUGCAAGAAGCUGCUUCCUCUGGCCACCACUGGUGAUGGGAACUGCCUCCUCCAUGCUGCUUCUUUAGGGAUGUGGGGCUUCCAUGAUAGAGACCUGAUGCUGAGAAAGUCCCUGUACACCAUGAUGAAGAACGGAGCAGAGAGAGAUGCCCUAAAGAGGAGAUGGAGGUGGCAGCAAACCCAACAGAACAAAGAGUCUGGCCUGGUGUACACUGAGGAGGAGUGGGAGCGGGAGUGGAAUGAGCUGCUCAAGUUGGCCUCCAGUGAGCCUCGCACUCACCUCAGCAAAAACGGCAACACGAGCGGAGGGGUGGAUAACUCGGAAGAUCCGGUCUAUGAGAGCCUGGAGGAGUUCCAUGUGUUUGUGCUGGCCCACGUGCUCCGCAGGCCAAUUGUCGUAGUGGCUGACACGAUGCUCAGAGACUCAGGAGGUGAAGCGUUUGCGCCAAUCCCAUUUGGAGGUCUCUACUUGCCCCUAGAGGUGCCUCCGAGUCGAUGUCACUGCUCCCCACUGGUGUUGGCUUAUGAUCAGGCGCAUUUCUCCGCACUGGUGUCCAUGGAGCAGAGGGACCAGCAGCGAGAACAAGCUGUAAUCCCUCUGACCGACUCAGAGCACAAGUUGCUGGCCAUCCAUUUCGCCGUGGACCCUGGCAGGGACUGGGAGUGGGGCAGAGAUGACAAUGAUAACACCAAGCUAGCCAACCUCAUCUUGUCACUGGAGGCCAAACUGAACCUGUUGCACAACUACAUGAAUGUAACAUGGAUCCGAAUUCCAUCUGAAACAAGGGCUCCCCUGGCUCAGCCUGAGUCACCGACCGCAUCCGCAGGUGAGGACGUGCAGUCCCUGGCUGAGUCCAUAGACUCUGACCGCGAGUCUGUUGGCAGCAACUCCAAUGUCAACACGGGCAAGAUUGGAAAGGACAAAGACAAAGAGAAGCAGCAGCAUCGAAAAGACAAAGACAAGAGCCGGGCCGAUUCUGUAGCCAACAAGCUUGGUAGCUUCAGUAAAACUCUCGGAAUCAAGCUAAAGAAGAACAUGGGGGGCUUGGGUGGCCUGGUGCACGGCAAAAUGAACAAGUCCAACUCCGGCUCAGGUCGAAAUGGGGAGAAUGGAGCAGAAAAGAUGAAAAAGAAAGACUCUAAGAUAACCAAAGGAAAUAAAGAUGAGUCAGGACACUCGGCCAGCUCCACGUCCUCUGAAAAGGCCACGAGCCCCUCCCCUACAGAUAGAGGCAAAGCCUCCAGUUCGUCCCCCACCGACAGAACUGACAGCGCAGGAAAGGGCUCGGGUGACAAGAGCCUCGAAAAUUGGAAAUACAGUACGGACGUUAAGCUCAGCCUCAAUAUCCUCCGGGCCGCCAUGCAGGGCGAGCGCAAGUUCAUCUUUGCGGGUCUACUCCUCACCAGCCACCGACAUCAGUUCCACGAGGAGAUGAUCAGCUACUACCUGAGCAAUGCCCAGGAACGCUUCAGCCAGGAGCAGGAGCAGAAGAGGAAAGAGGCUGAGAAGAAACCCCCGGUCCCCAGUGAGGUGGCUGCCAAGAAACCAGAAAACGAGAGCGUCUUCCAAAGGGAGAGGUCGGACAGCUCGCCCCUGGAGAGCUGCUCUCCCAUUCCGCCCCGCCACACCUACACCCCGCAACCCCCCGCGGCUCUCAAGGUGAAAGGCAGAAACAGCCCCGUCCCCACAGCCCCUCACGUCUCGUUCCCAGUCCCUCCGCUAACGCCACCUGCAGUCGUCCACCACGUGACCCACUUUACCCCUGCGCCUUACUCCUCCCCCAGUUUUGGUGCUAAAAGACUUGGACCUGUUCCCGUGUCCGCCCACUACAGCCAUACCCCUCCCAUCCAGAGGCACAGCGUGAUUCACCUACAAGAUGUCAACAUGCAGUCCUCCGUCUUACCAGACCCCUACAAGCCCUUGGUGGGCAGCCUCAAGACGUGCGCCACCUACCCACAGCAGAACCGCACGCUGUCCUCACAGAGCUACAGCCCCGCUCGCUUGUCGGGUGUGCGCACCGCCAACACCCUGGAAACGCUGGCGUACAACAUGCCCGGGGACCACAAGUCCCACACGUACACCAACGGAUUUAACGCGGGAGACAUUCAAGACUGCCUGGAGUUCGCCGACGAGGACAACUCGUCUCACACCUGGCUCAACCAAGACAAAACCAAAGGGCGGAGCUCUGGAAGCCCUCUGUACUGCUUUCAGCAGCGCCGCUGCAAGAGGGACAACUGCUCCUUCUACGGCAGGCCCGAAACGGACCACUACUGUUCCUACUGCUACAGGGAGGAGCUCAAGCGCAGGGAGAGGGAGAGCAAAGUGCAAAGGCCCGCAUAGCCACCGCCGCCAAGGGAACGAUGCUACCUGCACUUUGCAUCCACAACAACACGAUGGCAAACCUCUUAUUUCGUUAGAUGAAUGCUCUUAUAUUCCCACCCCCUUUCCCUUGUUAGUCAAAAUGAAGGAAGCUUGAAACGGUGAGCAGCUUUGGCCAGAUUAUUUUGUGCUUUUUUUUUUUUUUCUAAUUUAGUCUUUUACUUGUUUUAGAGUAAAAGUCAUACUCCCUCUUUGAAAUGUCACAAAGAGGAAGCUCCUUAUUUUUCAUUGUAGAAAAAAAUACAAUCUCAUGUUGUCGGGAGAAUUUUAGUGAAAACGUUUGGAUGCAAUACCUCUGCUUGGUUGCUUAAAUUCUCUGGAAGAUUUCAAGUUGUUUUGCAAUCAAAUGAACGUGAAGGGGAGAUUGGUAUUAGCCUCGGAAGCAAUAAAUUGGCGAUCUGCUACUCUCUCCCCCAAUUUUGUCUAUGCACCAAUAAUAUAUAGAUACUGUAGGUUAACUGUGUCCUGUAAAUUGUCAACAAUUGUCACGGUGUGCUCCCAGGAGCAAAUUUUAAAUACAGGAAUUCAAACAUGUACGCAAUAUAGCUUAACUCAUUGGCUGCCAUUACCGGUGAUGGACAAACCAGAGUUGCUCUAAAAAUCAACUAAUUUAACUUUGGUAUAUCACCACUUACAUGCCUGAAACUAAGGAAACAGAUCAACAACCUUCCUACUGUUCUAAUGGCUAAUGUUAUUUCAUAAAUUAACUCAUUAAAUUCUAUUGAUUGCAAUAGAUCUCUAAUCCAUUUUGACUGCUGCUAGCCUCUCCCAGUUAAAAUGGAUUGGAUGACUAUCGCCAUCAGUAACAGGUAAGUGUGUCUAUUGCUAACAUAUAAAAGUUGUAAAGACCAUGAUCCAUGACAGACUGUUACUCCCAGUCAAAAUAGAUUGGACAUCCAUUCCCAUUUGAUGUUUAUUGCUGUCCAUGGCAGUAAAUGAGUUAAUGUUGGAUUAGAUUUGAGUCACAAUACGAUAUUCUAAAAGUGGCUUUUUGAAAGGAAUUUCCUGUGCCAAACACCGAACAAUGGAGCGCUUUUCAAAUAUGCAGUGUUCAUGGUGUGUCCAUCAGAGUUGCCUGUCUAAUACUCCUAAUUGGUAAGUGUCUUAGAUGAGAAGAGUCGUGGGUAGUACGAGCAAGAGCCGAUGCGUAUUUGUCAGAAGUGUUUUUUACGUGUCCGCCCCUGUAAGCCCGCCCACCCGUCUGUCUCGCACGCAAUCACGGGUGUGCAGUCAUGCUUUCUAUCACUCCGUGGUGAGCGGUCCAGUGUGACAGUGUGCGUCUUUUGUCCACAUGUAGAGGCCGUUUAAAGAAGCACCUGCUGCUAUAAGAGCACCUCAAGCCUUUUGUGAUCAUCAGUGCUUUAACCAAUCAGUGGGUUCGGGGGAGGAGGGGGGCUGGGGGGACAGCAAAAAGUGCUUCUUGCUCUUUGAACAUGACGACUGUAAAGAAGCCGUGUUUGUGUUGCCGUUUGUUCUGGUGAUGCUGUAUGCCGAUAAUGUACCAUGCUGUCCUUAACAAAGUGUGUCCUGGCCAAGGAUGUCCACUGCGGUUUGCUUCUGUCUCUCCUGUCCACUGCAGUGUCGCUCCUCCUCCUCCUCCUCCUCCUCAUCUUCGUUUCUACGUGACCCCCUUCAUGGACUCCCACCAUGUUAGGACUGUAAGAUAUGAUUUUUGUAUUCCUUUAAGACUUUUACACUACUUUAAAUUAUUGAUUUGCACAUUAGGUACAGAUGUAUAUAUGAACAAAAUAAUAGUUUAUUGUUACAAACAUGUGUCUUGGUCUUUAUUUUCCAAGAGAGAGAAAAUCAUGAGUCUGAAACCAGAUGAUAAUGGCUCGAAUUGAUGGUGUUCCAUUCCAUCUUGAAUGAAUUGUGCAGGGUAUUUAAUUACAUGGAACCUAAUGUCAUGAGAAUUUAGUUGGAAAUGUUAUGAACAGUUAAGUACUAGAUUAGUUUCAACGCAGCUAUUUUCCAGCAAUCACUUCCUGCCAUGUUGAGCCCUGUUUCAUCGUACUCCAAAAUAUGACAUAUUCAAUGAAAAUGUAAUAAUCUCAAAGUCAUACUUGCAAGCCGUCAGUCUAUCCAUUUUCCAUAAACUUAAACUGGGAGGGUUGGCUGUAAAUGAUCAUGUUUCAGUGCCAGUGAUGACAACAGAUCUAUAAUCCUAGUUCAAAAAUGCUUUUUAAAAAUACCAUUGAACUUCAAACUCAUUUUCAAACUCAAUUAUGUUUAGUGUUAGUAUAAGAAGUCUCUUGUCCAUCAGCUAACAUCAGUGUGAAGACAAAGGGCAUACGUUUGCAUUAGGGACUGUGGGGACAUAACACUACCAACUUUUCACGAUGCGCAAAUUGUCCCCACCAACUUUUAAGCAACGUUUUUCACAUUAUACUAGUAUAAUGAGUUCAGUUAUAUAGGUCGUUUGGAUUGUCCUCCCAUAUGUUGUAAGUCUGGAAUUGACCCUACCAUAAUUAAGUGAAUUAUUUUCAUUAUGUUCAAACUUCUAUUAAUAAUAAUAAUAAUAAUCCUCAAACGCAUGUUUGAUUGGCUGAUGACUUGCAUGUAUUU